AUGCCCGCCGAGGAAGGCGAAAAGCGGCGGCGCGUCGUUCCCGAACGCCCCUGCCCCCCCACCUCGCCGGAGGAAAAAGAAACGCAAAUCCGCUCCAUUCUCAACGCGAUCGAACACCUGCGGGAGAUUCAAUCCCGCGGGGAAUUCAUCGCCCGCGCGGAGGUGGAGCAGCUUCGGGAAGCCUUCACCUUCGCCACGGGCGGGCAACCGUCGCGUCCUUCGGCAGGGGUCGAAACCCCCCAUGAGGAGGUGACGUCCAUCGCGGAAAUGACGGCACAUCGCCUUCUCAUCGCCCUCGAACACUACGCGACGUCGAGGGCCGCCUCUUUUGCUCAAAAUCCGCGUUCGGGCGGUGGUUUCGGGUAUGUUUACGCCACCCUUCGCGAUGGCUGGAUGUUGCUAAUCGAAAUGGCGGUGGUUUCGGUGUUCAACUUCUUCCUCGCGGGCUCCCUCGCGUUGCUCGCGACGGGGUUUUUCCUUUAUGGUCGAUAUACCGCGCCGUGGAUGCUCGCGUAUCUGAUUUACAUCUUCACGAAAGGUCGACCUCGGUUUCCGGUGGCCAAACGCAUGGGCUUCGCGCGUGCGAGGAUUUGGCGAUAUUAUCGCGAUUACUUCCCCACUCGUUGCAUCAUUCCUGCAACGGUGCGUUCGCGAUUUGAUCCUGCGCGAAAUUACUUUUUCCUUUAUCACCCCCACGGGGUGGUCAGCUUCGGGGCGGUGGUGAACUUCGCGUUGGAUGUGAAUCGCGCCUCCGAGGCCCUCCCGGGGAUUCAGAUUCACCUCCAGACGCUGCGAUUCAAUUUUUUCAUCCCCUUUUUUCGAGCGGCGUUGCUCGCGACGGGCGCCGGGGAUGCGAGCGCGACGACGAUCCGUCAAACCCUCCGCGCGGGGGCGGGGGAAUCCGUCAUGGUGGUCCUCGGCGGCUCCGAGGAGGCCGUCGUUUCUCGACCAUGCACGAAUGACUUAAUUUUGCGCAAACGCGCGGGAUUCGUGCGGAUUGCGUUGCAGGAAGGGGUCCCGUUGGUGCCCGUUUACGGGUUUGGCGAGAACGACGUCUUCGAGCACGCCGAGAUCGCCGACGCCCCGGUGAUCAAACGCGUCGUUGCCGGGGUGAAACGCUUCACGGGGGUGGCGAUUCCGAUGUUGAAAGGCGCGAGGUUUCUUCCACGCCGACGGCCGAUCACGGUGGUCGUUGGGGAGCCGUUGGAGCUGCCGAAAAUCGAAGCCCCCACGGACGCGGAGAUUGAUUUCUGGCGGGAACGAUAUAUCGACGCGUUGCAAAACCUUUAUGAAACGUAUCGCGUCGUGUAUGAUCUGAAAAGCACCGGUUUGCGCGUCGUGAUGUGA
Molecule: messenger RNA, 1347 nt
Organism: Phytomonas sp. EM1
Lineage: Eukaryota; Euglenozoa; Kinetoplastea; Trypanosomatida; Trypanosomatidae
Source: the annotation of a GenBank genome assembly